Molecule: messenger RNA, 1269 nt
Organism: Drosophila biarmipes
Lineage: Eukaryota; Metazoa; Arthropoda; Insecta; Diptera; Drosophilidae
Gene: Gr36a
Product: putative gustatory receptor 36a
Exons: 3
Coding region: 1-1176 (391 amino acids)
Biological process (GO): sensory perception of taste
Cellular component (GO): dendrite; membrane; axon
Molecular function (GO): sweet taste receptor activity
Source: RefSeq, a predicted model, not a curated record
AUGUCCGACUGGGUCGGUUUGUUAUUGAAGGCAGUCUACUAUUAUGGACGCAUUAUCGGUCUUGGCAAUUUCGAUAUUGACUGGCGGAAAGGUCGUGUUUUCACAGCCCUACGGAGCAGUCUUUAUGUCCUUGCGAUCAACGUCAUCAUUUUGGUGGUUAUGUUUUUGCAAAUUUUCAAGCGUACUGAUCCCAAUGUGGUCUUCGAGAAGGCAAACGCACUGCAUCAAACUCUUAUCAUCGUUGUGGUCGGAAUAAAAUUAGCUUCAGGACUUUGCACCGUUAUAAAUAGAUGGCGCCAGCGGGCCAAAUUUAUGCGUUUGGCCAGGAAAAUGCUCCAGUUGUCUCUGGAAAAGCCGCAGGUGAAGAGGAUGUCCCGCUGGGGAAUCCUUAUCAAGGUCGUCAUAGCCAUCGUCACUGACCUCCUGCAAAUGGCAAUCAGCUGGGAUUCAGCGGAUCGUGUGGACUCCAAUCAAUUUUUGGGCAUGAUCUUCCAGUUUUGGCUGUCGGCCAUUAUAAAUUUGGCCAUAUCGCAGCACUAUCUGGUAACCCUAUUCGUUCGGGCCUACUAUAAUCUGCUCAACACAGAGCUGCGAACGGUGAUCAACGAAAGCAAGAUGUUAAGCUACUUCACCGUGAGAAGAGGCGUUUUUAUGACCAGGUGUUGCUUCUUGGCGGAUAAGGUUGAUAGUAUCGCUAAGCUCCAAUAUAGACUGCAGACCAUUAUAAAUCAGAUGAAUGCGGUCGUCGGUGUACAAGGGCUGUUGGUGUACGCCGGAUACUAUAUAUUCUCAAUAAGUACAACUUACGUGACGUACAGUAUCCAUAAAAAUGGAAUUGAGAAUCUACAGUUGACCAUUAAAUCUGUAAUAUUGGCCUUUUGUUGGUGCUUUUUUUACUACCUGGACGCUACGAUCAACCUGUUCAUUAUGAUUAAUCUCUUAGAUGACCACAAGGAGAUGUUGCGUCUACUUGAGGAGAGAACGCUGUUUGCACCCGGCUUGGAUGCUCGCUUGGAGGAAUCCUUUGAAAGCAUUCAACUGCAGCUGGUACGAAACCCGUUCAAAAUUGAAGUACUGAAAAUGUUCUCAAUCACUCGCAGUUCUACCACGGCCAUGUUUGGAUCCCUGAUAACACAUUCAAUAUUUCUUAUUCAAUGUGACAUGGAAUACUUUUGAGGUCCAUGGUUCAUUGCCAACAAGUCAUAUUUCCCAAUCUGUUCCAAUUUUUUUUUGUAAGACAACAUUAAUUAAAUUAAAGUACUUAAACGA